AUGACCAGCACGCUCAGUUAUCCUUACGCACGGUCUCGUCUCAUGCGGACUGUUUACAUCCGGCUGAAGGAUGAUGAAAAACAUCGAAAUAGCAAACACACAUAUUGGUACGAAAUCGACUUAAACAGGAUUCCUGAUGAUUUACAUUUAAAGUUUUACCAAUUGUACCAGGACGAUGAGACUGAAGAAUUUUUGGAAAUCUGCUAUGAAAAAGCUGAUUGGAUUUUCACUCAAAUUUGGAAUGCUUUAGCCCGAUCACUUCUUAGUUGGUUUAUGUCAAACACUUCAAUAAAUGGUUACUUGAAAAGAGGCUCCAUGUUUGUUUAUUCUCAGGCACAAUUUCAAAAAUUAUUAGGCAUUGAUGAUUUCUGGCUGAGUGAGAAUUUAAUAGACUUAGGUGCUGGAGAUGGGAUGGUUACAAAGAAAAUGGCCAGUCACUUCAAAAAUGUCUUUGUUACUGAAGUCUCUCAUCAGAUGCAAUAUCGACUUGCAGAAAAUGGAUUCACUGUUAUUGACAUUGAAAGUUGGGCAAAUGGUCAUCUAAUUUAUGACGUUAUCAGCUGCCUGAACCUGCUUGACCGCUGCAAUUAUCCAUUAAAUAUCUUGAAACAGAUAAAGGCUACUCUUCGACCAGAGACGGGGCGUCUAGUGGUGGCCCUCGUUCUUCCAUUCAGUGCCUACGUUGAAGAAAAUUCUGUUGAUCAUAAACCUGCUGAAAAACUUGGAAUUCAAGGAAACACAUUUGAAGACCAAACAACUGACAUAAUUAAUAAUGUUUUCAAACCUCUUGGUUUUGAAUUGGUGACAUUCUCUCGGGUCCCUUAUUUGUCAGAGGGUGAUCUCUCCACUUCUUUUUAUGUUCUUCAUGAUGCCAUUUUUGUGCUGAAAGUCGCCAAUAAUACAACACAAUCCUGA
Messenger RNA from Acanthosepion pharaonis, 915 nucleotides. NCBI's taxonomy places the organism in Eukaryota, Metazoa, Mollusca, Cephalopoda, Sepiida, Sepiidae. The record is from the annotation of a GenBank genome assembly.